This is a messenger RNA of Suhomyces tanzawaensis NRRL Y-17324, 740 nucleotides long. RefSeq lists its product as uncharacterized. The record is from RefSeq and is a predicted model, not a curated record. The transcript has a single exon. The coding region runs from base 13 to 654 and encodes 213 amino acids. Gene Ontology annotation, cellular component: endoplasmic reticulum; endoplasmic reticulum-Golgi intermediate compartment; COPII-coated ER to Golgi transport vesicle. NCBI's taxonomy places the organism in Eukaryota, Fungi, Ascomycota, Pichiomycetes, Serinales, Debaryomycetaceae. Gene Ontology annotation, biological process: endoplasmic reticulum to Golgi vesicle-mediated transport; Golgi organization; protein retention in ER lumen.
CCACCACGAACCAUGAUGCUCAAAUACUUGCUCACCGUGUUGGGUUUCGCCACGUUGAUCUCGGCUUCCGCCUUCACUUUCAACUUGAAGGCCCAAGAGAAGGCAUGUUACUACAUCUUCACCACCAAGCCUAACACCAACGUUGCGUGCUACUUUGCUGUCCAGUCUGGAGGAGACUUUGAUGUCGAUUACGAGGUCAGAAGCCCCAGAGGUGACGUGCUCCAAAGCGAGGUCAAGUCUAGACAGGGUGACUGGGUGUUCAAUGCCGACGUCGUUGGAGAGUACGAGUUCUGCUUCUCCAAUGGCAUGUCUACCUACCACGACAAGGUUGUUGAUUUCGAAAUCAAGUUCGCCGACGAGAACGACGACGAUUUCAGAGCCAACUUACCGGGCCAACCCAACGCUAAGCCAAUUGCUCACGUUGAAAGCAUGCAAAACACCAUCGACAACAUCGACAAACAGUUGGAUGGAUUGUCCAGAACCUUACAAUAUUACAAGACCAGAAACAACCGUAACCACGACACUGUCAAGUCCACCGAAUCCAGAAUCUACUAUUUCUCCAUCUUUGAGGUGAUAUUGAUGGUCGGAAUGGCAUUCUUACAAAUCACUAUUGUUCAACUCUUCUUCAAGGGUUCUAGAAAGCAAUUGGUCUAAUCGUAUAGUAUAUAGUCUGGAGACUAAUAGGAUGAAGAUGAGUUUUCUGUAUCGAUACAGCAGUGUAGAAACGAGGAAGGGGUGGG